Molecule: messenger RNA, 3858 nt
Organism: Pseudozyma flocculosa PF-1
Lineage: Eukaryota; Fungi; Basidiomycota; Ustilaginomycetes; Ustilaginales; Ustilaginaceae
Exons: 2
Coding region: 1-3858 (1285 amino acids)
Molecular function (GO): catalytic activity
Source: RefSeq, a predicted model, not a curated record
AUGGCUCCAUCCGCCGUCGCCUCGGCCGCCCACUCGAUGGUCGACUCGAUCAAGGCUGCAGUAAAGAUGCCCGAGGCUCGAUCUGCCGCCCCUACUACUGCCUCGUCCGACGGUCUCGGACACGUGCCCAUCAUUGACCUAUACUCGGGCACCGCCGAUAGCCUCUCGCCCGAAUCGGCCAAGGACAAGCUCAGGCAAGACAUCCUCGCCGGCCUCCGGGGCCUCGAUCAGCCCAUGAUCCCCGGCAAGGAAAACGACGCCGAGGACCGCAGCUUCGCCUACAGGCGCACCCUGCCCACCGUUAUCCUCUACGAUGAGCAGGGCCUCCUCCUCUACGACAAGCUCACCACCGCGCCCGAGUACUACCUCUACAACGCCGAGCUCGAGGUGUUGCGCGAGUUUGGACCCGAGAUUGCUCGCCGCAUCUUCGGCUACCACACCCUGCCCGCUUCUCGGCCUAUCCCAGAGUCCCCCAAGAAAGACGAGCGGCAGGAAGAGCCGCGCAAAGACGAUGGCGGAGGGCGCACGCCCAGCAACGCGGGCCUCGCCAACGGCCACAAGGAAAAGUGGGGUGACCAGAGCGUGGGCAAGUUCAACGGCGGCGUCAACGCCGAAGAGGGCCUCGACGGUGACCGCGCCGUCGGAGCCGGAUCCCUCGUCGAGCUCGGAGCGGGCUCGCUCCGCAAGACGAUCCACCUCAUCCGAGCCCUGGAGCUGCUGCCCCCGACCGCACGGGGCCCCAGCGUCAACUACUACGCCCUCGAUCUCGACAAGGCCGAGCUCAACCGCACCUUGGACGAGCUCAGGACCAAGGAGGCUCGACAGGGCGACGAAGGAGGCUGGACCGUCCUCGACGGCAAGGUGGCGCUCCACGGCAUGUGGGCCGACUACGACGCCGGCCUCGAUUUCAUCGGCCGGGGAGGCCUGGCCAAGACCCCCGGCGGCGACGAGGACGGCGGCACCGAGGGCCCGCGCUGCCUCAUGUGGCUGGGCUCCAGCAUUGGCAACUUCGACCGCAAGUCGGCCGCCGACUUUCUCUCCAAGACUGCCGCCAACAGCAUGCGGCCGCAGGACACGAUGCUCAUCUCGAUGGACCGUCGCAACAAGCCUGCCGACGUGGCGCUGGCCUACAACGACCCGGCCGGCCUCACCCGCGACUUUAUCAUGAACGGCAUCGAGCAUGCCGACCGCGUCCUCGGCGGCGGUGUGCUGGACAGGGCCAAGUUCGAGUACCACGACCGCUACAACAGCCGCGAGGGUCGCCACGAGUCCUACUACCGCUCCAAGGUGGAUCAGGAGAUCGCGGUGCCCGGCCACGAGGGCGAGCCGAUCCGCAUCGCCGCUGGUGAGCUGAUCCACAUGGAGAGCAGCUACAAGUACAGCGAGCGCGAGGCUCUCGACCUCUUCGACUACUCGGGACUGCGGGUCGUCCAGAAAUGGACCGAUCGCUCGGGACGCUACGACGUCUGGCUGGUCGAGAAGCCGCAGUUCCACUUUUCGAACUCGCGUGGCGCCCAGGCGGAUGCCGGCGUAGCGGCCUCCGUCAACGGCGACGUCAACGGCGAACGGGCCGGAUUCACGACCGACGACGGCUGGGCCAACAGCGGCGUCGACCAGCACGCCCAGCGUGCGGCGCUGCUGGGCUUGCCCGGGCCAAGGGACUGGGCGGUGAUGUGGGAGGCCUGGGAUACGGUAACGCUCAGCAUGAUCCCGCCCUCGAUGCUUCACGAGAAGCCGAUCGACCUGCGUCACAUCUGCCUCUUCUACCUCGGCCACAUCCCCGCCUUCCUCGACAUCCACGUCUCGAGGCACCUCGACGAGCCACACACCAAUGAGCGCUAUUCGUCAAUCUUUGAACGCGGCAUCGACCCUCACAUGGACGACGAGACGCAGUGCAACCCGCACAGCGAGGUGCCGACACGCCCAGAGGAUUGGCCCACGCUCCAGGAGAUCCUCGAGUACAAGGCCAAGGUGGCGGCGCGGGUGCAGCGGAUCUACGACGGCGUGGCGGCCGGCACAGUGCAGAUGGACCGCAGGCUCGCGCGCAUGCUGUGGAUGACGCUGGAGCACAUCGCCCUCCACCUCGAGACGCUUCUGUACAUGCUGAGCCAGAGCAGCAGCACCCUGCCGCCCGCCGGCUUCAUCAAGCCGGACUGGGCCACGCUGAAGCGCGACUGGGACAACGACUACAGGCGCCGAGGCGGCGACCGUGCUCUGCAGCAGCUCAUCAAGUUCGAGGCUGGCUCCGUCAUCCUGGGCCACGACGACGACGACAGCCAGGACUUUGACAUCAAGGCGACGCGGCCCACGUCGGACAUUGCCGACCUCAAUGCGCAGCUGGGCAACCCCGAGUUCGGCUGGGACAACGAGCACCCUCGUCGCAAGGUCGAGACGGGCGCGUUCAAGAUUUCGGCCAUGCCCAUCACCAAUGGCCAGUUCGCAGAGUUCCUUUCGGCCACAGGAAGCGCGGACGCACCGGCGUCGUGGGUCGAGGUGCCCGGUCGGCCGGACCGCCAUGUCCGCACAGUCUACGGGCCGGUGGAGAUGGACGUCGCAAAGCACUGGCCCGUCCAGGCGUCGGGAGCCCAGCUGGCCGCGUAUGCCAGGUGGAAGGGAGGCAGGCUGCCCACGCAGCCCGAACUGCGGAGGUUCCUAGACGCGCCUCCCGAAGCGCUGGUGCUCGACCUGACCGUGCCGCCGUUUGGUGCGGACGCCGAGGCCGCGGAUGACGCCAGCGUCAUUGACCCGCCGGGCAAGCAGCCGCCCCCCGCACGCGGCUCGGCCGUCAAGUACGUGCCCAGGGAACAGCAGUCCGACGAGGACCUCAAAUGGAUGGCGGUGGCGCUGACAAUGGCGCAAGAGGCAGCCGACGCCAAAGAAGUGCCGGUCGGAGGGGUCUUUGUUCGCAACGGCGAGAUCAUCGUCAAGGCCCGCAACCGCACCAACGAGCUGAUGGACGCGACUCGCCACGCCGAGCUCGAGGCGAUCGACUACAUCCUCUCCACUCACCCCCCCAAGAGCGACGACUUUCCCGUCGAUCCCCACUCGUGCCUCCCCGGGGACAACCCGUUCAAGGACACGACGCUCUACGUGACCAUUGAGCCGUGCCUCAUGUGCGGCGCCGCCCUCCGCCAGGUCGGCAUCCAGCGCGUCGUGUUCGGCGCCGGCAACGAGCGGUUCGGGGGCAACGGCAGCGUGCUGGGCCUGCACGACGACGAUGCGCUGGUCAGCUCGCCCGGAUACGAGUCAGUGGGCGGCUACUACCGCGACGAGGCCAUCAUGAUGCUGCGCCGCUUCUACAUCACCGAGAACCAGAACGCGCCCAAGCCGCAGAGCAAGGCUCGCCGCCUGCUCAAGACCGAGAUCCAGCCGCCGGGCAUCUCGAUGCACGGGCCCGGUGUCGCGGCGGCGGCGCAGCAGCAGCAGCAGGACGGACAGAACGGCAGCCUGCCCACCUCCGCCACAAGCACGCCUUCCCCGAGACCUGGCAACGGGCGGCGAGGCUCGCAGAAUCCGACGCAGGCGCAGGCGGCCCCGUGUGCCAACGUUGGUUUCCGCAACUGGCACCCGGUGCCGGCUUCGCUCCCGCGCUACGACUCGGACGGCACGCUGCUGCCCGGCCAUAACGGCGGCGUGUGGGAGUGGACCAGCACGCCCUUUAUGGGCUUCGACGGGUUCCGCCCCGCUGCCCUCUACCCAGGCUACAGCGCCGACUUCUUUGAUGGCAAGCACAGCGUCGUACUCGGCGGCAGCUGGGCCACGGUCCCCUCGGUCGCUGGCCGUCGCUCGGUGGUCAACACCUACCAGACCACGUACCCGUACAUCUUUGGCGGCGCCCGCGUCGUCUUUGACGAGUAG